GCUUUCUUGCUCAACCGGAGCAUAACCACGCCGCCUGCGCCCAAUCUUAAGGAUAAGAUUAAGCCCGCCGUUCCAAUUUCCUCCGGUUUGCGCCACUUGCGGCAUUCACAUACCAAGAACAAUGGCGCUCACUUUCACGUCAACGUCGGCACCGGCUUCCUCUCUCAGGAUGAAUUCUCUUGCAUUAUUCUCUUCCAACUCCGGCUCGAAUCUCGACGCUAAUAAGCUCUCGCUGCCUUUCCACCCUCUUCGUUCCAGGAAAUUAAAGAAGCUAGUUAGUGACCAAAAGAAUGUGAGGAAAGCUUUAGCAAAGGCUAUGUCCUCUGAUGAGUUUUGGACUCCAAAAUCGAGUUCUCGACGUGGAAUUUGGUCCAUAAGAGAUGAUUUGCAGGUCCCUUCAUCUCCAUACUACCCUGUAUAUGCACAAGGACAAGGACCAUCACCAAUGUUGCAGGAGCGCUUCCAGAGUGUUAUUAGUCAACUUUUUCAACAUAGAAUAAUACGUUGUGGUGGAGCUGUUGAGGAUGAUAUGGCAAACACUAUAGUAGCUCAACUUUUCUAUCUUGAUGCCGUUGAUCCUCGCAAGGACAUUGUCAUGUAUAUCAAUUCUCCUGGAGGGUCAGUCACAGCAGGAAUGGCCAUAUUUGACACAAUGAGGCAUAUUCGACCUGAUGUCUCAACUGUGUGUGUUGGACUAGCAGCAAGUAUGGGGGCAUUUCUUUUAAGUGCUGGAACCAAAGGAAAGAGAUAUAGUUUGCCAAAUUCAAGGAUAAUGAUCCAUCAGCCUCUUGGUGGUGGUCAAGGUACUCUAACUGAUGUUGAAAUCCAGGCAAAUGAAAUGCUAUAUCAUAAAGCGAACUUAAAUGGUUAUCUUGCCUACCACACUGGUCAGAGUUUAGAGAAGAUUAACCAGGAUACAGACCGUGAUUUCUUCCUGAGCCCCAAAGAAGCCAAGGACUAUGGUCUUAUUGAUGGUGUCAUCAUGAAUCCUAUGAAGGCUCUCCAACCACUACCUGCUGCUAGUGCAGACAGUAGCAACCUGCCAAGUGCAUAACCUUCUGUCAGUAAAUCCUCUAGAAGCUGCCCCGACACUAGCUGCUGCUAAUGCAUAUUGUAAUGUCAAUCUGGCGAGUAAACCGUCCGCAGGUAAUUGUUGCCAUUAAUGACAUUUUCCAUUUCUACAGAUGGUUGACAAUCACUUCUUGCUAUCAGUUUUUACAAUGCCUUUUUUUUUUUUUUUGGGUAUACAGUUUUUACAAUGCUGAAUAAUCUGUUAUCUCUGGUUUGGAAGUAUGAAUUUUACCAUUUCUACUACAUUGAGUUCAUUUUUGCCAAAAUUGAAUAUUGAAGAAAAUAGGCAAAUUUUGGGAAGUAGAGUUAUUUAAAUAUGGUCUCUGGUAUAUUGAUGUAACAAAACACACAUCCCUUGUUCGAUAUGAUGGGAGCAUGGGUCAUCAUUACAGUAAAGAAAAUUAUUCAAGUUCA
Molecule: messenger RNA, 1485 nt
Organism: Rubroshorea leprosula
Lineage: Eukaryota; Viridiplantae; Streptophyta; Magnoliopsida; Malvales; Dipterocarpaceae
Source: the annotation of a GenBank genome assembly